This is a messenger RNA of Botrytis fragariae, 348 nucleotides long. RefSeq lists its product as uncharacterized. Gene Ontology annotation, cellular component: mitochondrial outer membrane. The transcript is spliced from 2 exons. Bases 1 to 348 code for a protein of 115 amino acids. Gene Ontology annotation, biological process: protein insertion into mitochondrial outer membrane; mitochondrial outer membrane translocase complex assembly. Lineage: Eukaryota; Fungi; Ascomycota; Leotiomycetes; Helotiales; Sclerotiniaceae. The record is from RefSeq and is a predicted model, not a curated record.
AUGUCCAUCUCCGCCUCAGAUUCCUAUAUGCAUGCCUCCUCCCACACUCAAGAUGACGAGCUCCACGAGUUAGAUUCUCUGCCUUCCUCUGUUGACAGUUCAGAUUACGCCUCUUCAGACGAUGGAGAAGAAUCCGAUGCACAGAAAGAAUGGGAAGCCAGUUUGCAGCAGUUGGAAAUGAUGCUUACGAUGGUGAUUGUACCGUGGUGUGGGAAAUACUUUGGAAGGAAAUUUGCUUAUUGGAGUUGGGCAAAGUAUAUGACAUGGAAGUAUCCAGUCACCGUCGAAAUAACCAGUAACCCUACCUUUAAGGGUGCCGGAGCUAUCGAAGCCGCAGCUACGUUAUGA